CUGGGAGAGUGGGAGAGGGAGAGAGAAGGGAGGAAAUGGCACAGGAGAAUAAGGAAGGAGAGGCUAACGGAUCGACCAAAGGGGCAGAGGCGAAUGGGAGCGUGGGGUUUAAGUUCAACGUUCAUGCACCGGAGUUUGUACCGAGAUCACACAGCCAAGCCCCGCCGAUCUCCGGGUACUUCUAUCCUUAUCUUCAAUUCUUUGGGAAUGGUGGAGGUGGGCUGGGACCGGAUUGGAUUUACUUUGCAGAGCAAGAGCCAGCGCAUUUUGUCCCUGAACUGCAUGGAAAGGUCCCAGGUCACUCCAAAAAUAACAAUGAUGUGAUUCAGAAGAUUGUAAAACAGGUCGAAUAUCAGUUCAGUGAUACAAAUUUGGUUGCAAGUGAUUUUCUGAUGAAGAUUAUGAACAAAGAUCCUGAAGGUUAUGUUCCAAUGUCUGUCAUUGCAUCUUGGAAGAAAAUAAAAUCUCUUGGCACUAACAAUCAAAUGCUUAUUAAAGCACUUCGGACCUCAACAAAGCUUGUUGUGAGUGAGGAUGGCAAAAAAGUCAGGCGCAAGCAGCCUUUCACAGAACGAGACAAAGAGGAGCUGCAGGUGAGCAUCACGGAAUUGGACAUGCAGUCAUUUGGGUUUCAAAAAGAUCAUAAGUAUGCCAUUUAUUCAAUCUUCUACUGUCCCUUGCAGACUCGUACUGUUGUAGUAGAAAACCUGCCUGAGGAUUACUCACGGCAAAACCUUGAAAAGAUAUUCAGUGUCGCCGGGAGUGUCAAAAAUAUCCGAAUAUGUCAUCCACAGGAACCCAAUUCCGCUAGAUCUUCAAAAACUGAUGUGCUAAUAAGUAACAAGCUGCACGCUUUGGUGGAAUACGAGACUGUGGAACAAGCUGAAAAGGCGGUUGAGAAGCUGAAUGAUGAAAGGAACUGGCGAAAAGGUCUUCGUGUUCGAACGAUGCUUAGACGCACCCCAAGGUCAGUGAUUCGAACCAGGAGAUCAGACUAUGACCAUUUUGAUAUAUUUUCUGAGGAUGAGCAGUCACCUCCCUCUCAAACAGUAGGCUCACCACACAUAGGACAACUACUUGAACACAGUAUUGAAGACAACCAGAAUACCGCAAAAAAAGGGUGGGGAAGGGGCAGAGCAAAAUUACAUGGGAUGGUCCAGAAUCACAAUGGUCGCGGCCUCCUGUCCCAAUCUCCACAACCAGGGUGCCUUGGCCAGCCUGAAGCCACGAGCAAGCAGAUACUUCAGGGUCCCAGGAUGCCGGAUGGAACACGGGGAUUCACCAUGGGCCGUGGGAAACCACUCACCCCAGUCUUGGGAGCUUCAUCACUGACAUCAACAGGUUCUGGUCCCGUUGAGCUUUGAGUUCUGCUGAGUGUUCUGUUGGAUUGUCAAAAGAAUUCAACUUUCUUUGCCCAAUGGGUUAGGUCUCAGUAGUGCCAUCAUAAGCUAAUCAUUAUUUGUCAUGAUGUUCCUUUGUUCGUUUCUUUUGCGACUACGGUAGCUAGUUUAUUCCAACUGUUCCUUCUUUUCUGUAGCUAUGGAUUGCAUAAAGUUAAGUUUGUGGCUGGACAUAAAUAUAUUUGCUUUUUGUGAAUGUGAUUAUGCGCAGAAGUUAGCUUCUCAGACUUCUAGUGAGUUUGGAUAAUGGUUGUUUAAUAUUCUCCAUGAUUUAUAAUGAAAACAUGUCUAAUAUCUGAAGCAUCAGUUCAUAACGGCAGCGAAUUAUUUCAAAACCAAGCUAGCUUGUUUUUUCAGAAUAAAGUUUGGUCAAAAAAAAAAAAGGAACUUCGUUCUUCAAGGUUCCUUCAGGAAAUAGAGUAUGUGCAUUUGGCAUUUGAUCUUUCGUCCUUCUUCCAGAACUGGGAUUGUCAAGGACUCUUAAUUUUCUUGAACAUAUAUGCACUAGAGAUGAUGAGAAUAAUUCCAAACAAUCAUAUUAUGCUUCUCUAUAACAAUUAAAACAUAUUAUGAAAUAUGAACAACACUGUCUGCAACCUGCCUUCUGGUAAUUAUGAAAAAUCACUUGCAGCUCCCUGCAUGAACUUUAAAUUAUUCGACAUUCCUAAGUUGUAGCUUUCAGGUGAAGUUGGCAUAUCUGCAUGGAUGACAGUAUUAUUUCCGGAUCCCUAAUUAGACAUUCAAUGACUUGAAAAAUGCCCAAUAUACAAGUUUGUUUUAAAGACUGCGGUGAGUUUGCAUUAUUUAAAUAAGAUUUUUUUUUCUUUUUGAGAUUUCAGAGGUCCUUAAUCAACUUAAAAUGAAGUCGGCAGACUCUGCAAUGUUAAGCAGAAUUAUUUUUUACUUCCCAUAAUCUUUAGUGACUUCCCCUGCAGGAUUUUCUUCUUCAACUAGCAUGAUAGCAACGUGAACAUAGCCGGGUUAGUGGAGGAAGUUGAUCCCUUGCUUUUUUGUAACGUAAAAUAAUGUAAAAGGUAGCACUAAACACAUUUUGCAUAAAGAAAUCAGGACUAUUCUAUAAUCGCCAAGACUUUAGAAAGGGAAAUGCCUUGGAAAUCAAAUUAGCAGCCAUUUAUUCAUCAAAAUCUCCAUUCCUUUCAUGUAUUUAAAAAAUCAUUUUUCGAAUCUCACUGAACUCAUGAUGUUAAGAAGCUAUACCAUGUUAGCUGCUAUAUAUUGGAGUUCCAUGGAUUGGUUUUGCUAGCAGUGCCCAUUAAAAAAUGUCUCACUAAUCUUUAAACCUUCCACUUUGGGGAUCCACCACCUUGCUUAUCAUGCAUGGUAAAAGCUUCUGUCGGGGUGGGCGGGGUUAUCCACCAGCUUCGAGCAAGACGCUGGCUAACUAGCAAGAGUAGCAAUUACCAUUUACCAAGAAUCUCCCCAUUUCUGAGCUUGUAUGUAGAUGCAUGCUUUUGCUACCAUUUAACAUUAUCAAAUUCGAAUGUACGUUAGUGGUUGCCAACUCUCUCCUCACGGAGAGAGAGGCUGGAGGCGUUCAUGC
This is a messenger RNA of Phoenix dactylifera (date palm), 2961 nucleotides long. Lineage: Eukaryota; Viridiplantae; Streptophyta; Magnoliopsida; Arecales; Arecaceae. The record is from RefSeq and is a predicted model, not a curated record.